Messenger RNA from Gigantopelta aegis, 1278 nucleotides. Its product is annotated as hemicentin-1-like. Gene Ontology annotation, molecular function: cell adhesion molecule binding. Gene Ontology annotation, biological process: cell-cell adhesion. The record is from RefSeq and is a predicted model, not a curated record. The transcript has 5 exons. The coding region runs from base 362 to 1072 and encodes 236 amino acids. Lineage: Eukaryota; Metazoa; Mollusca; Gastropoda; Neomphalida; Peltospiridae. Gene Ontology annotation, cellular component: cell-cell junction.
UGAAGUACUUCAAAUAUUGGAAGGAAGCAACUUUACUUUGUCUUGUUCGUCUGACUGUCCACAACCAACCAACUACAGCUGGAGAAUUGAAGAUACAUUUUGGAUUAGAGAAAAGUCCACGAAACCAAAUUUGUCUCUAAGCAAUCUGGACGAAAAUCUCGACCACGUCUACCAGUGUGUGGUCACCUAUGAUGUCACAUCUGAAGACGAUAAUGGAUACAGUGGGUCAAACACAACAAAAGUGAAUGUUCUUUAUCAACAAUGGAGUUUUGAAAUUAAUAAUCAGUCAGAACGAGCAUACGUCAACGAGUUUGAUAAUGUCAGCUUCAGUUGCACCAUCAACAGUUCCCUUUCAUUCAACAUGCGGCUUCUAAAUAAUACCAAGGAAAUGAACAGGGCGACAAAUUCGAGGGAGAUCCACUAUAGCUGGACAGUAGCGCAUGUUGAAGACACGGGAAACUAUUCUUGCACGGCUGAUAACGGAAUUACAGACGUUUCUACAAAGAAGAUACAGCUGUUUAUACAGUGUUCUCCCAGGUUGGACUAUCGCACGACGUUCGUCAGUGACGUUUACAUCAACGUGGGUAACGACACAGCGUUGACCAUCUCGGUGAUCGCGUACCCAGAACCGGUGUUCGACUGGUACAAACUCGAGGACGAUCAAUGGCGGCGGCUAGUGUCAACUCAGGAUGUGACGUCAUCGUCUUGGUCUUCUGUGUCACAGCUGGUCAUCAACAACACUCAGUGGAAUGAUACUGGAGUUUACCAGGUGAUCGUUGUAAAUGAUGCUGGAUCCAGUGAGAAACUCGUGAAGAACAUCACUCUCACAGUCAUAGAGAAGACGACGUUGAAGAGCCAGUAUAUCGGAGCAGCUGUCGGGACAGUAGUACUAGUCCUGCUCGUGGUUCUGGGCGUGGUCAUCGUGCUGGCUAUCACAAGGAAACGCACAGCGAGACCUGUCGAUGCUGAGACUAUGAAUACAUUGGUGCAAUCGGCCAGUAACGUCGCAAGUCCAACAGACACGAGAUAUGUUAAAUGUCAUCUAAAAGCAGACGAUGAAGGUAAAUUAUGAAGCGUUGUGCCUCAAAACUGACAGCCGGUCACCAGAACUCGACCAUUAGUUCCUGCUUUAGUGUUCUCAUAAGCACACUGUGUUUUUACAUAAUUGUAUAAAUAAUAUUUCCAUAUGCUUACCUUUUUAUGACGCCCAAUAGUCGAUGUGUAUUUUGUCUAAAUGUGAUGACGUGUAUGAAAUGAAUUAUCUCCUAUUUAAUGCAU